Molecule: messenger RNA, 2172 nt
Organism: Symbiodinium necroappetens
Lineage: Eukaryota; Dinophyceae; Suessiales; Symbiodiniaceae
Source: the annotation of a GenBank genome assembly
GUGACGGCCUUGCAGUCUCGACUGCUUGACCAUUACAAACUUGGCGGCGUCUUGGGCGAAGGUUCGUUUGGCGUGGUCUGGAGCUGUGAUCACAUCAUCACCGGCGAGGAGCAUGCAGUCAAGAUGGUGGACAAGGUGGAAACACCGUUAAAAGACAUCAUGCGCGAAGCUGAACUGAUCCGGACACUGGAUCAUCCGAACAUUGUGAAGUGCUUCGGCAUUUUCUUUGACAACUGUUUCGUGUGUAUCGUCAUGGACAAGUUUGUCGGCGGAGAUGUGGUUCAAGCUUUGCAGGAGAGAACGAGGGCCGAGCGCAUUUUCCCAGAUCACACCAUGGUGCACGUGACUCGACAGAUGGCGGCAGCUAUCGAAUACGUGCACAGCCGGAACGUCGUUCAUCGAGACAUCAAGGGAGACAACUUCCUGAUGGAUCGCACGGAUUUGACUUGUUCCCAAUGUAAACUUGCCCUCACGGACUUCGGGACAGCGUGUCGUUUGGAGCCAGGUAGACGGCUGCACGCAGAAUGCGGCACCCAACCGUUCUGGUCACCAGAGUUUCUGGGUGUUGCAAACUGGACGAUUUUGGAUCCAUCCUGUAGGCAAGCGUCCGGAACCCGGCCAUGCGAAGGAUCGACUCAGACGGUAUCCGCCCUGAAAACCUGUAACGAUGAGGUGGAUGUUUGGGCACUUGGCGUAUUGACGUUCGGCCUUGUCACCACGAAGUUUCCAUUCAAGGGCGAAGGAGAGGUGAGGAGCAAGCAGAUUCUUUUCCCACCUUACGUCCAUGACGAAUGUGCGGAGAUGAUUUCCAUGAUGUUGAAGAAAGAGGAGGGCCAGCGGGCUUCAGCCGCGGACAUCCUCAGACACCCCUGGCUGGAUGGCACGCGGAAAACAACAACCAUGCUGCUGCAGACAUCCUUCCUCAGCGAGAACAGCGGGCUCGAUGGCGAAAGCUUUCAGGAAGCCGAGGUGGACCACGAGGUGACGCGCAGGCGUUUGUCCCUUAUCGACCGCAUGCAGCAAGAGCAUUUGACGAUGGAUCCAGCUGCCAACCCGACAGCUUCCCGCCGCUUGAUGAACCACACAAAGAACCAGUUCUUCAUCCAGACACAGGACGCAACACUUUACUACAAGUGGAUUCCAAGUAAUCUGUUGCGGAAGCAGAAUUCCCUGCACCGCUUUAUGGACGGCCAAACUGAGACCGAUCACAGCGGAGAGUGUCUUUCUUUGUCCCCGCCAGACGUUCAGUUGUUUGAUAAGUUCUUGAGGGAGCACAACAUCGAGACGGCCAAGUUUGGUGUGGACCGCGCGAAGUCGCUGCAGGCCCUUGCAGCCGAGGUGCACAGCGGGGCCUCGCGGCUUAUGCUGGAUGCAGCAAACUACAAGAAACUUGUGCGAGUCGUGGAUGUGGUCGUGCUGAAGCUCUAUGAUGAACAGGACCGGCUCCUAGUAGACAUGGAGGAGCACUUCUCGGACGGGCGUCGAAGACCGACGCGACGUCUGCCAGGUUCGAAGAAGGAGACGACGGAGAACAUCCGCCAGACAGCUGAACGAAUUCUGGAGGAAACAUUGAACUUGGAUCCGGCCUUGGUCUCCUUCAACCUCCACCUGGUGAUCAACCAGGAAGAGGAGUUGGACUCGCCAUCCUACCCUGGCCUACACACGGUGUAUCGAAAGGAAAUUGUUACUGGCACCGUCGAAUCCGAGGAUGCCGAGCUGCAGAAGAAGUUUGGCCUCGGGGUUGAUGCGACGGGCUGGCGAGCCUCCGAGCGAGGCUGCACCAGGCUGCUGCAGUGGAUGACGGAGGAGGAAGCUGUUGCUGCUUACGUCAAGGUGGAUGUGGAGAGUUCAGUAAGCUCUUCUCUGGUCCAGGCGCCGAUUGGGUUGAAGGAGGAGGAGCUCACAGCCUAUCUCACAGAGCUGAAGGUUGAUGUGAGCCAGUAUGGUCGCCAGGGCGCUAAGACGCUAAAACAGUUGUCCGACGAGCUCGUCAAGGGCGAGGUUCAAGUGGGCACGGACAAGAAUGGAGUCCCUGUGGUUGUCUCUGAGGUGGUGAACCUCUGCAUCCACGAUCCCAUGCGUUGCGAAAUGCUGUGUCAGUACAAGCAGCUUGGCUCCGGCGACUGCGCCUAUGAGCACCUCUCGCUGCCAUGCACGACACGGCGGCCAGAC